ACACAUCAAUAAGACGGGCGAUGAUUAACGGUGAAACGAUGCUUAGAUUUUUUUUUUUUUUUUUUACAACAUGGCUUAGGCUCUAGGAAAUUAGGGAUUUCUACCCCUUCCUUGUCUUCUGCAAUACUAGCUAACCCUUACUCCUCCGGUGGCGCUAUCUUGCACCCGCCUGUUUGUCUACCGCGCUGGCGACUGAGAACAGCACCACGGUUUUGGAUCAACUGGCUUUUUUACCUCCUCGCGGCUGCAGAAAGAGACGGUCCCGUUCAGAGGUAAAUCCUCGUUCUCCGAUGAUCAGCAAACUCGGAAACGAUCUCCUCGCCGAAAUUCUGAUUCGCCUCCCGAAUCCUAGAUCUGCCUGCCAGAGCAAAGUCGUCUGCAAGCUGUGGAGAUCCCUGAUUUCUGAUCCCUGCUUCAGUCGUCGUUUCCUUUCUCACCACCAGCGCAUGAACAAACCACCUCCUCCUCAACUUCUUCUUCUCUCAGAUGACAGGGAAUCGGUCGUCCUGAGAUUUCUCCCCACACCCGUUGAAGAGGGAGGCUACCGUUCACUGCUUUUCGCAGUUUUCGAUUGUUACAAGGACUUGCUUUUAUGCGGGUUUGGGGAAGUAGGUGACCGCCAUACUAAUGCUGAACUUGCCAGAUCGUACUUGAUCUGCAAUCCUUUCACGAAGCAAUGGAUCGCUCUCCCUUUGGCCCCCGAAAGACCCGUGGGGCUUACGGAAUUGUGUGCAAGGUUAGUUUGCGAACCCUUAAUUUCUGAUAGUCUUGAUCUAGGAGGUGGCUAGGUUCCGCGUGGUCUGUAUAUAUCAAGAUAGGAAUUCCAUGAAGCUAGAUGUGUUCUCUUCCGACUCUGGAAAAUGGAACAAGGAAGCUCUCGUUCUUCAAGGUUGUCGCAGACACCGAAUGAUUGAUGUUGUUUCAUGCAAUGGGCUUUUAUAUGUGCCCUAUCUUAGAACACAAGACAGAUAUGUUGGCUUGCCUAAGCCUUUCAUUACUGGUUUCAAUCCUUUCCGCCUUGAUAUACCUCCCACUCCUAUUGAUGUUUCCCCAAUCCUUGAGAAAUGGUGGUGGUGGAACAUCUCGGUUUCGCAAGGUGCUCUGCACUUGAUUGUGUUUGAGGACGGCACUAAGCCUGCUAGUUCGAGGAUUGUCUUGAGUGUGUGGAGGCUAAAUGAAGGCAGUAGUAACUUUUGGAGGAAGGUGUGUGAGGGGUUGGUGAAGCCAAAGGGUGAGUACAGACUGGAGUCCAUUUUGUUUCCUACUCUACAUCCAGAGAAGCCGCAAACUGUCUUCUUUGCUCUAAUUGCUGGUGGUGGUAGGGAUUGUCGUGUGUCCUGCGAUUUUUACCGGUUGGAGGGUGUUCCAGCCUAUGGCCUCUUGCUGGCCUACUCCGAUUCCAAGGUACCAGAAGCUGAGAGUUACCUACAAUGGAAGCUACAACUAUUGGGUUCAGACUCAGAGCAAUGAACCAAUAGCCCCCUCAAUAACUGGUACUUAUACUUGUACUUGUGAGAAUCUACCUUCUUCUUUGCGUCUUUCCUUGCAGAGUGGUCUAACGAAAACAACUAGGAAUGUGUCAAGGUAGUUGCAAUCUGCAGAGAGAGCGACAGAGAGGAACCGCACUAAAUUUGUUCUCCUUAUAUUUCUCCUUGUGGCUUGGUAUCUAAUCACAUUUCCCAUCUCUUUUCUUUGUUGUGGUUGGUUUUAUUUUUCUGAACUAACUAAUAGAAGAAUGGCAAGGAGUUGAACAAUCUGGUAACUGGAAGAAGCCAAAGGUGGCGAAUGGCUCAUCUUCUCAAGGAUAGGAUGGACGUUUACUGCACCACAUAAUUGGCAAAUGAAGGAAGACUUCAGUAGAUGGGGAACCCCUACUACCGACUUUAUGCAAAUUUUGGACAACAAUAUUUUUUUUCUAGGAAUAUAAGCCUCUUUUUAGUAAACCAAUGUUGGGGCUCGGUUUGAUAAUCUUAAUCCCUAUAUUGCAAAUAUUUAGCUCGUGUAUUUACUAGCCCAAAGGUAGGUGAAUAUUUAAGGUUUCAUCUCCGCGCACCUAGUGUUAUGAUUAUUUGGUUCGCAUGUGAAUAUUAAAUCGGCCGAAAUGUAGAUUUACUAUUUCACAUAGUUCUUAUCAUCAAUAUUUAUUACUAUGUCAUAAGAUAUGUUAAAAUUUUGUCCAAAGAUAAAAAUAUUAAUGGAUUUCAUGAUGUUCAUUUUAUGAAAUAAACCUUUAUUUAAACAAGACAAGGAAAUUAUCCAAUUUUGGGAAAAUUAAACGUUCAUCCCUUUUAGACUCAUAAAAUAUAAAGAUUGAUAUGAGGCGUGGCAGUCGGUCGGUUUCGGUUUAACCGAAAACCGAAAACUCGGUUAUCGGUUAAACCGAGCCACCCGUAUAGCUGCCGACCACCGACCGUGAGAGGUCACGGUUAGCCGGCCAAACCGACCGGUCGGUUUCGGUUUUAGCCUCGGUUAGCUUGCCAACCGGAAAACUAGCUUUUCUAAAUAAAUAAAAAAUUUAAAAAUUCUGCACCACUCAUCUCACACAUUAUCUCCUCCACCAGACCACUUCUCUCUACUUUAGGGAUGGCAAUGGGUCGGGUUGGGGCGGGUUUUGUCAAACCCAAACCCAUGGGUUUAUCCGCCAAAAAAACCCGGGGUAAAACCCGUUGGGUUUGAAAAACUCAAACCCAACCCAACCCGCUGGGUAUCCGCGGGUUCAUGGGUACCCGUGGGUUUUUGUGGUAAAAAAUUUACAAUAACAAGUUUCUUUCAAAAUAAAAGUUUAACAUCAAU
Messenger RNA from Linum trigynum, 2793 nucleotides. NCBI's taxonomy places the organism in Eukaryota, Viridiplantae, Streptophyta, Magnoliopsida, Malpighiales, Linaceae. The record is from the annotation of a GenBank genome assembly.